GUAAUAGGUCCUGGUACAAGUAGCAACAAACAAAUACAGAACAUCCCAACCACAGUAACCAAACCACCAUGCACUGAGUAAGACACUUCCCGCUUAGUGUUUCCGAGGGAAGUGAGGUAGGGUAGAUAAGAGGAACCCCUGCAGUGAAAGAACUAGUUAGAGUGGAAAAAGAACAGGAGUACUUGUGGCACCUUAGAGAGGCUGUUUCAUUGUAAACGCCUACAGGAGAAACCCAGACCCGGGACUUCCCACUAACACAAAGGACGGAUUUUCCUGGAGACUCCCCUGGAAUCGACGUCCCCCCAGGCAGUGGGGAGAGGCGGAACAAUGAGGAUUUUCCCCAUUCUGGGUUGGAUGCUUUUCCCAGGCUGCUGGGCGGUGAGGGGCCCCGGGGCAGUGCGCGGCCCCGCGGGCGGGUCGGUGGCUGUGCGGUGCCGGUACCGGGCGGCCUAUGAGGCUUAUCCGAAGUUCUGGUGCCGGGAAGGUUUGGUAGGAAAUUUGCGCUGUUCCGACGGGCUUCGUAUCGUCCAGACCGAUGGGUCGGAGGCGGAGGUGACGCGGGGCAGAGUCUCCAUCCGAGACGAUCACACCCAGCGCGUGUUCACCGUGACCGUGGAGAACCUGACACCGGCAGACGCCGGCUGGUACCACUGCGGGGUACGGAGAACUGGGCGUGAUCUCAGGGCCACUGUGGAACUCACCGUCUCCCCAGAAAGGUCAUCAUCAGCGACAGUGCAACCAGCUUCUUCUUCCCCCUCAAUAUCUACUUCCCCCUGGACAACUACUGAGGAAGGGAAAUCCAGCUUCUCCGCUAACCAAGACACCACGUCUCCUGUUUCCCAGCUCAGCAACGUCCAUUUCUUGCUCCUCUUCAUCUGGAAAGUCCCCAUCUUUCUGUGCAUCAUCUGCAUGAACAUAUGGUACAGGAAGAACUCCAGGGAGAUGCUGGACAGACAUGCUCCUUCCUAGUUUAGGAAUGGCUUGGAACCAGCAGAAGAAAGAUUGAGCUCCCAGUUUUGUGCACAGCAGCUACUCCCACCUAGAGCUCACAUGGAUCUGUGUAAAUGAAAUCCUGUAACAGUCAGCCCUGCUGAAGGGUUCAGUGGAUCCAGAUCUUACUCCAGAGUGAGGCCAAAGGAGGGGAUGAGCCCCAAGGGCACAGUUCCCAUCACAAACAUAGAGGAAACAUAAGGUGUCAG
This is a messenger RNA of Gopherus flavomarginatus (Mexican gopher tortoise), 1199 nucleotides long. Its product is annotated as CMRF35-like molecule 5. The coding region runs from base 328 to 969 and encodes 213 amino acids. Gene Ontology annotation, molecular function: transmembrane signaling receptor activity. NCBI's taxonomy places the organism in Eukaryota, Metazoa, Chordata, Testudines, Testudinidae. Gene Ontology annotation, cellular component: plasma membrane. The record is from RefSeq and is a predicted model, not a curated record. The transcript has 5 exons.